Messenger RNA from Enterobius vermicularis (human pinworm), 528 nucleotides. The record is from the annotation of a GenBank genome assembly. Lineage: Eukaryota; Metazoa; Nematoda; Chromadorea; Rhabditida; Oxyuridae.
AUGCCUGAAAUUGAAAUUACAGGAGCGCUCGCAAGGAUGUUGCUAAUACUUCUGGCAUCUUUUGUAAUAUUUCUUCAUUUAUUAUGGUGGUUCUUCGUUGCAAAACUGUCAGUUGAUAACAUUGAGAAAAGAGCUGUAUUGGUCACCGGAUCUGGUUCAGGUUUUGGAAAAGCAUUUGUUGGAAAAUGUUUGGAUGAGGGAAUGACGGUGUUUGCUGGGUGUCAUCGUCAAGUAUCUGCAGACAAGUUGAUCGAGGAGUUUAAAGGGAAGAAAGGACACCUUGAAGCAUUUCAAAUGGAUGUGACAUCGGACGAGAGUGUCAAUAAAACUAAAGAAUUUAUUGAAAAAAAGCUUCAAACACUAAAAAAGGAAUUCUGGGCGGUGGUGAAUAACGCAGGCGCUUACGAACCUUGCUUAUGUGAUGCUUUCGCAGAUCUGGACUUGUACAAGCGAAUGAUGGAAGUCAACGGAUAUGGUGUGAUAAGAGUAACCCAUGCGUUCAGACCUCUCAUUAAACGUUCAAAGUAG